CACCACUCUACGCUCUUCACUCUCUCACCCCGCACCCCCACCCACCCCUCUGGAACCACACAGACGAGCUACAUUGAUUGUAUGACCGAUCGGAGAAGGUAGAAACCCUAGCUCUGCAAUCGAGGCACCGCCGUUCAACGGUGUUGCAGGCAGCUCAUGAGCUGUGAAUAAUGCAUAGCUCGUCCCUGAUUCAAGAGUACAGUGACAGAUGCUCCUUAUUUAUAUAAAGCUCUAGAAUUGUGGUGGAACACAAUGCAGUUGUAGCUCUCACAAUUGGCAUAUCACCACCUGGAUCAAUGAGGAAUGCAACUAUGGCAACUGGAUCGUCUAAUCUUAAAGUGCCUACUAUGCGAAUCACAAGAGCACGGGCAAAAACCUUGGGUUCAUCAGGAGGACUACCACCUCUACACCCAUCUGUCAGACAGGAUAAGAAACAGGGACUUGUAACACAAGGAACAAAAUCCAAAAGACCAGCCCCAGAUGAGAACAAACCAGCUAAUUCUUCUAGUACUGCUUCUCAACAACCUAAGCGAAGGGCUGUUCUCAGGGAUGUCACUAAUGUGCUUUGUGAAAAUCCAUACAUGAAUUGCAUAAAUGGAAGCAAAUUUCAGGUUAAGAAAUUCUCUGAUAAGAGGAAUUCAAAGGUGACACCUGCUAUUUUGGUGAAAAAGCCUGAGCUUGAAGAUAGAAAAGAGAGUAUGAUUGAAGAAGCAAGAAAAGUAAAGGUCGAGGAAUCACAAGAACACUGUUCACAAGCACACUUCAAGGACCACCCAUUAACUCAGCCAAGUGAAUAUAUCACCGCUGCUCAGAGUGGUUUAGCUGAUCUUAUGCCUGUGAAUAGGAGUUCAUGUUAUGGCAUUACCCUCCAGAAUACAACACCAAAAGAUGAAAGCAAGGUUUGCUUGAAACAGGAAGGCUCCAAUUCGCUUGGUAUUGCAGAUAUAGAUUCAAAACACAAGGAUCCACUAAUGUGUAGUCUGUAUGCUCCUGAUAUAUAUAACAAUUUGCACGCCAUGGAGCUUGACCGGCGGCCUGCCUUUAAUUAUAUGGAAAAGCUUCAGCGGGACAUUAACAAGGGUAUGCGAAGUAUUCUUAUUGAUUGGCUUGUGGAGGUUUCUGAAGAAUAUAGGCUGGUUCCAGACACUCUUUACCUGACUGUACAUCUUAUUGAUAGGUUCCUCUCUGAGCAUUACAUUGAAAAACAAAAACUUCAGCUGCUUGGAGUUACUUGCAUGCUAAUUGCUUCCAAAUAUGAAGAAAUUUGUGCACCUCGUGUGGAAGAAUUUUGCUUUAUUACAGACAACACUUACUCGAAAGAAGAGGUAGUAAGAAUGGAAAGUCUAGUUCUGAAUUUUUUGGGCUUUCAACUUACUGCUCCGACCACCAAAAAGUUCCUGAGGAGAUUCGUUCAAGCAUCACAAGCUUCUUAUGAGGUUCCCUCUGUUGAACUGGAAUUCAUGGCAAACUAUUUAGCAGAGUUGACACUAGCUGAAUAUAGUUUUCUUAAGUUUCUUCCAUCUGUUACUGCUGCGUCAGCUGUAUUUCUAGCCAGAUGGACACUUGAUCAAUCUAACCACCCAUGGAAUCCAACUUUGGAGCACUACACUACAUAUAAGGCGUUAGAUCUGAAAACUACAGUUCUUUUGCUGCAAGAUUUACAGAUGAACACCAGUGGAAGCACUCUGAAUGCCAUCCGUGAAAAGUAUAAACAACCAAAGUUCAAGUCCGUGGCAACUUUAUCGUCUCCAAAACCAGUCCAAUCACUGUUCUAGGAAAUGCUGAUCUUAAGUCCGGUUGGCCAAUUCAUGUUUGGCAGAUCCAUUGUCACUUUUUCAAGUGAAGGAACAUUAAUCUUUAACAUACAAUAAUCCAUCCUUCCUGGAAAGAGACGACACAUUCUUUUCAACCCUCUUUCAAAUUUUAACCACAUCUAUCAUCCUACCAUGUUCCAGCAGAUGAUACAGAAACAUGUAGAUUUCGAUGAAGCGGAUGCACUAAGUUAAAAGAAAUGGUAAUAUGUAAGUAACUUCACAGCACCUGGUUAGCUUCUUGCUAUCGUGUAUAUGGAGCUGUUUGAGAGCUCCUGUUGUUAAAUGGUUCCAACUUUGACGUUUCUAUUCAUUAAGCUUAAUAAAUCCUUUUCCAUCCUGGACUAGAUACAAGUCGUUUAA
Molecule: messenger RNA, 2174 nt
Organism: Solanum tuberosum (potato)
Lineage: Eukaryota; Viridiplantae; Streptophyta; Magnoliopsida; Solanales; Solanaceae
Product: cyclin-A2-2-like
Exons: 13
Coding region: 297-1775 (492 amino acids)
Biological process (GO): mitotic cell cycle phase transition
Molecular function (GO): cyclin-dependent protein serine/threonine kinase regulator activity
Source: RefSeq, a predicted model, not a curated record